GGUCUCUUGAGUCGGCCAGAGGUGAUGCUGCAGCGUAUAUGUUCAGGCAGUGAUGAUGAGAGUCAAAACGACGUGAGAGGGACGUUAUUUCUACACUGCGUGUGUGGCAGUCAGUUUUUGAGGAAGUCGAGUAACUGAAGAAAAUGGACGGCAUAUGUCCGGCUAUGCUUUGAUGACUUGUAUCUGCAUCAACGACGAAAAUGGAAGCUAUUCCUUCAAGUCGGUGUUGGUGGAGAUGGAUCGAGCAGCGACAAAUCUACACUGAAACGACCGACGCGAUGCUAGCUUAGCUUGCUCUUUGAUGUUUGUUCCUCCGACACAUAGCGUUACCAUUCAGGUUAUAAUUAUUUUAUACACGGCGAUCAAAACUUUUCAGUCGUCCUUGUUCGAUUUUCCCAAUUCGGUUGGUCUACACUGAUGUAAACUCGAACGGUUAACUUUGCCAGGUGACAAUUAGCGUCUUGCUACAUUAGUUAGCUGACUUUAGAAGUGGCUAUUAGCGUUUUCAAUAGCCAAAAUAAGUAGAGCUAGUUAACGUAACGUUAGCCCAAAAGGCAGUGAAGACAUAUGGUGGCGUUACAUAGUGUUCAUGACGGUGACUAACCUAACCAGCCUAGUUUGUUAGAUAUCUGUUAAUAUGAAAUAAACGUUAAUAACGUUAAGCUGUUUUCAAUCUUUUGUUCUGACAAAAAGGACAAACUAGUUGAUGGAUUUACCUGCACCUUUACAAUUAGUGUAUUUUGAAUUUCGAAAUUAAAUGUAAAGCAUCAUUCCAUGCGUUUGCAUUUGCUCUACUAGAUAACGUUCAAAUAUCAAAAUCAAAAUCUUGCUUGAUAGGUUGAUCAGGAACUUUUAAAACGUCCACUUCACCGAGUGAGACUGAGGAAAGAGACAGCAUGUGACAUUUCAGGCAAUUUACUGUUAAAAUUUAUAGAUAUAUAAAUAUAUAUAUAUGUGUGUAUGUAGGCGAAAAUGUGUUAAGUUAGGACAGGAGAAUUGGCACAUAAUCUAAUAAAUCUUCCAUCAGGUGUAGCUCGUAACUACCAGACAUGCGACUUUCCUCCUUUUUGGCCGUGUUCAGGCCUGCUUUACCCCUUAUCCUCGGGCUGUCCUUGGGAUGUAGUCUUAGCCUUUUGAUGGUGUCCUGGACACAAGGGGAUGCCGAUGAGUCCUGUAGGGAUGAACUGGUCAAUGGAAGGCUUUUCCUGGGCAGAGGAGACACCCAGAGAGACUCUAGGGACGGAGCUGGAGAUGAAGACUUUCAGCCACGUAUUGUGCCCUAUCACAAGGACCCAAACAAGCCUCACAAGAAAGUCCUUAGAACUCGAUAUAUUCACACUGAACUGGGCAUCAGAGAGCGACUGCUGGUGGGUGUAUUGACUUCACGGGCCACCCUCAACACGCUGGCCGUGGCGGUGAAUCGCACAGUUGCCCACCACUUCCACCGCACCUUCUUCUUCACGGGCCUACGCAGCCCAAAGGUGCCCCACGGCAUGACUGUGGUUGCGCACGGUGAUGAUCGUCCAGUGUGGCUCAUGUACGAGACAGUGCGCCACCUCCAUCAGCACUAUGGCUCAGACUAUGACUGGUUCCUCUUAGCCCAGGAUGACACUUACAUGCAAGCUGACCGUCUGUCAGAGCUGGUGGGCCACCUCAGUGCAGGUCAGGAUCUGUAUAUGGGCAGGGCGGAGGAGUUUAUCGGUGGAGAGGAGAAGGCACGCUACUGCCACGGGGGCUAUGGCUAUCUCCUGUCUCGCAGUCUGCUGGCCCGUCUGCAACCCCAUCUUGACACUUGCCGUAAUGACAUCCUCAGUGUGAGACCUGAUGAGUGGCUGGGCCGCUGCAUUAUUGACUACCUUGGUCUCAGCUGUGUGGAGGUGCAUCAGGAUAUGACCUAUCGUUACUUUGAGCUCGGGAAAAAUGCAGAUCCAGAGCGUGAAGAUAGCAUGCAGUUUAAAAAUGCCUUCACAGUCCACCCUAUAUCGGACCCAAAUCUCAUGUACCGUCUGCACAAACGCUUCAGCCAGAUUGAGUUGGAAUGGACUUACCAACAGAUUCAACAGCUGCAGAUGCAGAUAAACAACCUAAGUGACCUGACACCUGAGGGUAAGGCUGGAGUCACGUGGCCUAUUGGAAUCAACCCUCCCUUCAAGCCGAGAACCCGUUUUGAGGUUAUAAACUGGGAGUAUUUCACUGAAGAGCAUGUAUAUUCGUGCAUUGACAACUCCCCCAAGUGUGAGAUGAGAGGGGCCGACCGCGCUGAUGUAAACGCAGUUCUGGAGAUUGCGGUGGAACGUCUUAAUGAACGCUACCAGCCCCAGCUGCGCUUCCGCAAGCGUCGUCUGCUUAACGGUUACCGCCGCUUUGAUCCCACGCGUGGUAUGGAGUAUGUGUUGGACCUUGCGCUGGAGGCCUAUACCCAGAAAGACCACAGUCAAGUCAUUGCCAAACGGGUAAACUUACUGCGACCUCUAAGCGCCGUUGAGAUUAUCCCCAUGCCCUAUGUGACGGAGGCAACACGGGUGCAGGUCAUCCUACCUGUCACUGCCCAGGAUCAGGACUAUGUUAGUAACUUCCUCGACAUGUAUGUGAUGAACACUUUGGACACCCAUGACAAUGUUUUACUCACAUUCCUGUUCAUCUAUGAUCCAUUUGACGCGCAGCGAGUCAGUCAGACUGAUGUGUUUGCUGGCAUUAAGGCCAUGAUUGGGGAGGUGGAGAAGCGCUAUGGGGAUGUGAAGAUUCCCUGGAUCAGCGUGAAGACAGAGGUGCCCUCGCAGGUCAAGCUGAUGGACAUUAUCUCUAAGAAGCAUCCAGUUGAUACGCUGUUUUUCCUGGCCAGCGUGUGGACCGAGGUCAAUGCUGACUUCCUGAACCGCUGCAGAAUGAACGCAAUCAGCAACUGGCAGGUCUUCUUCCCCAUCCACUUCCAAGAGUACAGUCCUGCCGUCCUCUAUCGUGACCAGCAGCCCUCUGCGGCCUCCUCCUCCUUCGCUUCAGAGUCACUGCGAGACGGACACUUUGACCGCCACGUCUUUGACGAGGCUUGCUUUUACAAUGCCGACUACAUGGCCGCACGGACCAAGAUGGCUGCUGACAUCUUGGACAACGAGGAGCUGCUGGAAAGCAUGGACGUGUAUGACAUAUUUGUCCGUUACUCGGGGCUACACGUGUUCAGAGCUGUAGAGCCAGCGCUGAUUCAGAAAUAUGUGCGGCGAACAUGCAACCCGCGAUUCAGUGAGGAUAUCUAUCACCGUUGUGUCCUCAGCAACUUGGAGGGUCUGGGGUCACGCUCGCAUCUCGCCAUGGCUCUUUUUGAACAAGAGCAGGCCAACAGCACCUAGAGGUCUGGACUUCUUGAGAGUGUUGGGGCCUCAAACACACUGCCUGGACUACAGGACACUCAUGCAGAAUAAUGUGAAUUGUAAUAUGGUACCUUUAUUAUUCACACAUGGAAAUUCUCACCUUUGUGUGUGGCAGAAAAAAAGACCAGAUCAGUUGAACAAUAGCACUGUAUCACUCAUGGACCCUUUGGCCAAACAAACAUCUGCUGAUGCAUAAGUUCCUAGUUGUGUUCUCCAGCUGAAAAUCUCUCUGCUCGGUAUUUAUGAAUACAUCUGGCUUAUGGGGUUAUAACUUUGAGUCUGUCAUGUCUAGACGAAUUAUGAGUCAUGGAGGUGUCUUCUCACACAGCUCCCUGAAUCCGAUCUAUCUGUAUUCUGCCAUUAAUGUAUUUUCACAGGAGUUGAGCAAGACUAUUUAUCCUCCAAUUUACAAAAAAAAAAAAAAAAUGUAGGAGGUUUUGUCUUGAAAUAAUAAAUGCACAAAGGCCUUCGUUGUUAAUGAUUAAUUGAGUAAAAAUUUGAGCCAUACGUCUUCUUUGUGAAGAUGAAGACGUUUAAAAUAGUACUGGAAACAAACUGAAGCCGCUGGCUGCCUUUUCUUUAAUAUCUGUUCUUUUUUAAGACAUAUUAAAGAGUGAUAUUUCUGCUCAGA
Messenger RNA from Scatophagus argus, 3996 nucleotides. It is a transcript of the gene chpf2, whose product is annotated as chondroitin polymerizing factor 2. The transcript has 4 exons. The coding region runs from base 1050 to 3344 and encodes 764 amino acids. Lineage: Eukaryota; Metazoa; Chordata; Actinopteri; Scatophagidae. Gene Ontology annotation, molecular function: glucuronosyl-N-acetylgalactosaminyl-proteoglycan 4-beta-N-acetylgalactosaminyltransferase activity. The record is from RefSeq and is a predicted model, not a curated record. Gene Ontology annotation, cellular component: Golgi cisterna membrane.